AUGUUCCCAAUCUUGAUACUCUCCUCAAUAUCUGUAGUUUGGUGUCAACCGGCAGGAGAUGUAUUUCGAAGUUUCGCCAACUAUAUUCCCGAAGAACACCGUGCAACACAUCAUGCUUGGCAGAAUUCGGGUAAUUUUAAGAAGAUCUCAUGAGGUCCUUCAAAGUCCAAAUUGUAUAUUGAAUUCAACAUUUUCAUAAUUUUUAGUCGAAAAUUUGAAUUCAGGUUGAAAUUUGGAUUCAAAUGAGAUCUCAGAAGGCCAGACUAUUUUUUUUAGAAAAUUUAAUUCUAGGCUUAUCGGAUAUUAUUGGAACCUAAAUUUCACGCUGAAUUUCAAAACUUCAGAAUUUUCAGCUGAAAAUUUAAAUUCAGGUGGAAAUUUGAAAUGUUCUUUGGUUUUUUGAAGCGAAAUAGAGAGACGCAGAGAAAGACAAAAAACAAACAAACAAACAUUGAGACAGUAGAUCAAAAAAUCAAAUUUGUUUUUUUUGCAGGAAAAUUUCAAGGCGAUAUUGAUGGAAUUGAUCCGAAUCUCUUGCGACUUCCGGUAAGUUUUUUCGAAUUUUUUCAAAAAAUUGAAUUUUGAAUUCGGGAUGAUGGAAUUCGCAUUCUAAAUAAAUCCCAUAAGCCGAGAAUCAAAUUUUCAAAAAGAAAAAAAGGACCAGGCUUAUGAGAACCUGAGUUUAAAUUUUUGAUUGAAAACUCUAGAAAUUUUGAAUUCGGAUGGAAUUUUGGUUCUAAAGAUGUCAAAUAAUCCCAAAAUUAAAAUUUCUAGGCUCUUUAGAACAAAAAUUUCGACCUGAAUUUAAAUUUUCAGCUGGAAAAUUAAAAUUUUUCAGGAAGGUCCAGUUUUGUUCAACGCACUCAAAAACAAACAGCUCACUUGGGAAAACGGUAUAAUUCCCUACGAAAUGGACACGGCUUUCUGUGAGUGAGUUUUUCCCCCCUAAAGUUAGAGAGCACAGAGAUUCGAGAGAGAGUCCAGACAGUUAGAGAACAAAGAAGUCGCAAUUUUCAGCCGCUUCUGAGGUCAAAAUUCUGGAAAAAGCAUUCGAGAGUUAUCGAAAAUCCACGUGUAUUCGAUUCGAGCCGCGAGAAGGACAGACCGAUUAUUUGAAUAUUGUUAAAGGCUACGGGUAGGUGCACAGUUUUGUGGGCGGAGCCUAUUUUGAAUAAAAAUAAGAAAUACUAUCAUCUAAAGGUGCUACUCACAAGUCGGAAGAACUGGCGGAAAACAGGAAAUUUCGCUGGGGCGCGGUUGCUUUUUCCACGAGAUUAUUGUGCACGAAUUGAUGCAUUCGGUGGGAUUUUUGGCACGAACAUUCGAGAGCUGGUAAGAUUUCAUGUGGAAAUUUGGAUUUGGUACAAAAUUUUGAUCUAGAAACUUUUUGGCACUAUUGGAAAAUCGCUCGCUACGCAGCAAAAUUUCCUUAUAGUGUAAAAUUGAUACAGAGUGAGGAUUUCUGUUGUUCAGAACUACGAGUCUUGCGGGGUGUCUUUCGAAUCGAAAUUUUAUGAAAAAUCCGAAAAUCUAGGGCUCCGUUUCAACAAAUAAAUUCGCUGAGCAGCAACCCAACAGGCUUGUGAGGUGUCUUUCGACGCCAAAUUUCAAAGAAGAAUACAAAAAUCGCAAUUUCCAGACCGCGACGAUCACAUCAAAAUCCUAUGGGACAACAUUUUGCCGGGAAUGAAAUCGCAAUUCGACAAAAUCUCCGCGGUGCUACAGGAUCUUCAAGGCGAAAACUACGACUACAAAUCGAUAAUGCACUACGAUAGCACGGCAUUUUCGCGAAACGGAAGAAAUACCAUUGAGACUGUUGAGGAUGGAUUUACGGAAGUUAUUGGAACUGCACAGGAUUUAUCACCGUUGGAUAUUGUUAAGGUGGGAGAGAGAAAGUGAGAUACGCAGAGAAAAAGCUUAAAAAAAUCGAUAUUGUAAAAAAUAAGCUAAAAAAUCGAUAACUCGCGAAAUUUCCUUCAGAUCAACAAAUUGUAUCAAUGCAAACCCUCCCAAAAAUCUUCCAAAAAGCUCACAGGCCGGCCCGCUACAGUAACCAGGCCUGAAAAAAUCGUGGAUCCGGGGACCGAAAAAUGUGUGGAUCAUUUCGCCGACUGCCCACAUUUUUCACAAUACUGCACACGGGCCUCGUUUUUCUUUGUGAUGAAAUCGUAUUGUCCGUUCACGUGUAAACAUUGUCCGGGCGAUCGGACUAAAAAGUCCGGUUAG
This is a messenger RNA of Caenorhabditis angaria, 2226 nucleotides long. The record is from the annotation of a GenBank genome assembly. Lineage: Eukaryota; Metazoa; Nematoda; Chromadorea; Rhabditida; Rhabditidae.